UUUAUUUAUUUUAUUUUUCAAUUUUUGUUUUAUUUUAACGUGUUAAAGUCAUAUCAAUUUCCAAUCAUCCAGUGUAUAAAAUGUAGCUUGGCUAAUAAGUCCUUUGUACUUUCAGCAUCCCGAAAACCCCGCGUAACGUCAGGUGCCAAAAAUAACGGAACUCUUCAGUACCCAUUGACUGUCAUCAGGCGGAUUGAAUGGCGUCUACUACUUUAGAGGUUGAUGAAGUGGAAAACUCUGCCAGGUCUUCACCUUCUGUAACAGUUUAUGCAGAAACAAAUGGGCAGUACACGAGUGUUCCAACUGAAGAUGACAAGAAAGUGAAGUUUACAGUUACGCCCGUCUCUGAUGCAGAACAGGAGGAGCAACAGCAGUCAAACUCAACCCCGUCCAGACCAGCCCAGUUUGAAAUAGCGGACAGCGAUGAAAAUGCCGACACCCUCACACAGAACAGCAUCACUGCUCUAUUAUCAUCCAAAUUCAGGGAUAUACAGAAGAAGUUGAAACAAUAUGGUAUUGACUCACCACGUUUCAGGAAAAGGCUUGUUUCAAAAUGGGAGAGUUUGAACUACGACACCUGUGAGAACUAUGUCUACCUGAAGGAACGGGACAAGUACAAGUCUAAGAAGUCUGUGACCUUACGAUGGAUCAGCAAGUGGAUGGUGAUGUUCCUGGUGGGUAUCGGUACGGCACUGCUAGCCGCUGCCAUCCAUGUCAUCGUGGAAAACCUUGCUCACAAGAAGUUUGAACUUAUACAAGAAUAUUUUGACCAUUGUGCCAAUCACAGCUGCCUGUACCAGCCAAUUCUAAUAUGGAUGGCCAUCAACUUAGUGAUCAGCCUGGCAGGGGCUGGUCUUGUCACAUUUUUGCAGCCAAUGGCAGCAGGGAGUGGGAUACCCUACAUCAAGUCGUACCUGAACGGUGUGAAAAUCCCAGGUCUGCUGUCCUUACGCGCAUUUGUGUCCAAAACCGUAGGAGUGGUACUCUCUAUACUUGGUGGCCUUGCAUGUGGGAAGGAGGGUCCCAUGGCUCACUCCGGAGGAAUCAUUGCUGCAGGGUUGGGGAAGGGGCGUAUCAAUUUUUUUGGCAGGAAGAGGUGCUCGGUAUAUGAUGGGUUCCGUGACGACCAUGAGAUUCGUGAUUUUGUUGCGGGUGGGGCAGCAUCAGGGGUGUCAGCAGCAUUUGGGGCCCCUGUAGGGGGAACUCUGUUCAGUUUAGAGGAGGCAGCUAGUUUCUGGAACCAGGACCUCACCUGGAGAGUGUUCUUUGCAUCAAUGAUAGCCUGUUUUGGAACCAACUUCUUAAUCAGUGCAUUUAAUGGCCAUCCGACCAAGCUGUCCGCCCCGGGAUUGGUCCGAUUCAAUGUGUUUAAGGUGGAUUUAAGUUUUGAUCUCAUAGAAAUUCCAGUUUUCAUAGUGAUGGCUGUUUUAGGAGGACUAAUUGGCGCUGCCUUUGUUGUACUCAACUACAAAUUAACCGUAUUUAGACAAAAGUAUAUGCGUAAAAAAUGGAUCAAGGUAUUGGAGGCAGGAGUGGUAGCUAUGGUAUCAGCAGUUGUGGGCUUUGUGUUGAUGUACGCUACUAAUGAAUGUACAUCCGUCAACCCCUACGAUGAUCACGCUAUCACAGCUAAGUUACACUGUGAGGAAGGGAGUUACAACAGUAUGUCACUACUAUUCCUCACCACUCCAGAAGGCUGUCUAAAGGCACUGCUCCACGACCCAUUUGAUGCCCACGGCCCCGUGUCUCUGAUAGUGUUUACGGUGGUGUUUUUCUUCCUGGGGGUAUGGACGUACGGCCUGAGUGUGUCCAGUGGAGUCUUCAUCCCCUCCCUGGCCAUCGGAGCUGCCUGGGGAAGACUUGUCGGAAUCGGAGUGGUACACAUGUUUCCCGACAACACUCAUCUGCAAAUGGAUGUCGGGAAGUAUGCAUUGAUAGGUGCAGCCAGCCAACUAGGAGGUAUCUUGCGUACAACCAUCAGUCUGACCGUCAUCAUAGUGGAGUGUACAGGAGACAUAUCAUUUGGACUUCCCAUCAUGAUCGUACUAAUGAUAUCCAAGUGGGUUGGGGACUUCAUCACCACGGGUCUGUACGACAUGAAUGUUGAAGUGAGUGGAAUACCCCUGCUGCCUUGUGAACCCCCGCCCCUCUGUGAUGACCUCAGGGCAAGUGAGGUGAUGAGCCAACCACUAACAUCAUUCAAACCAAAGGAGAAGGUUGGCCAUAUACUGGACAUUCUCAAGAACGAGUGCUGCUGUGGUUUCCCUGUCAUAGACGACGACCCAAUGUUCCCAGGAAAAGGCAAACUAAAGGGCCUUAUAUUAAGAUCACAAAUUUUAGUUCUUCUUAAAAAAAAGAUAUUUAGUCCAGUAGGCACACCACAGCCAAGAAAUAUACGCUUGAAGGACUUCCGAAAUUUUUAUCCACUUUACCUCAAAGUAGAUGAAAUAGAAAUUGAAGAAGAAGAAAGAGAGUACAUCAUGGACUUGCGGCCUUUCAUGAACCCAUCACCGUAUACCAUAGAAUCUACAUUUUCACUGCCACGAGUAUUCAAAUUAUUCCGUGGACUCGGACUACGACAUUUAAUUGUUGUAAAUGAAAAGAACCAGGCAAUUGGAAUGGUGACACGAAAAGACUUGGCAAAAUUCCGAGCUGGUUCAAAGAGAGGCAUUGUGAAAAUUGAGCAUUUAAAGAUUGAGGACAUGUAAUAUGUAAUUCAGACAUAUACCUCAUUGUCACCAUCAUACUUGUGUGUUCCCAUAUCACCUGUCCACCAUCCUGGUACAGUGGCUACUGUGUCUGUCAUUACACAGGGCACCAGUAAACUGUUGUCAUCAGUUUGAUGUGGACUAUUUAAGAUCAGUUGUCAAGGGCAGACAACAAACCAACUGAUCUUUACCUGUUAAACUACAACAGCAGGUCCUCUCAAAGAGAAGAAAUUUCAAUGUUCUGCACCGAGUAAUUAUCGUUUUCAUGGUUAGCCUAUACUGCAUCCAGAAGAGCGCCUGACUUCCUGACACCUCACACAUUAGGGAGCUGUUCCAUGUCUUCCUUCCAUCAUUCCACUGUAUAAAUACCUACUAUGCACUAAGCGUUAUAUCAUAUGUGUUACACAUUUGUGCCAAAAAGUUAGCACAUGACAAUAUUUUAUGUCAACUGUGUUCCAAUGUCAUCUGUCUGUUGACAAAUGAUCUGUCGGAAAUCAGUUUUCAUCUGUUUACUUAUUGUUGAUGUUAUCUAAAGAAAAAAUUUAAGGUCAAUAGGUUGUAUGUUGAAACCUUAUACCCUAUAAUUAUAUAGAUUAAUAUUUUAUUUGUUAGUUAUAGGUCACUUAUAGCCCUGUGGGUUAUUUGUCUAUAGAAACGUGUACAUUUGGGGUUUUACUUUCUGUUGGGUUAUUUUGUCAUUUGAAAUUAUCAUUAUUUUAUUUGUGCAUUAAAAAAGAUUUUUCUUUUACCCCCAAAGCCAAGUAAUCCCAUUUAUUGAAAGGUGGCCUCAUAGACUUUAAAAUAAUGUACUGCUUUGGUUAUUUAUUUAAAGCAUGAAUUUGAUUGGUAACUAUAUUUGUAACAGGAUUUACCCAUGGGUCACCUUAUAUGUCCAGAAGCAUACCCAUGGGUUAAUCAUUUUGUAUCUGUUACAAUAAAGUAUUUAUCGUAAUAAGCCGACCCAUAGCUCAUUGUCCUGCAAUAAGCCACAUACUAUAAGUCAAAGCUUAUAUGUUGGUCCCUGGGCUUAUUACAGGAUAAUAGUGUAAGUACAAGCUUACCUAUGACUGAUGUUUAAAGCCGUUAGUUGAGGACAUUUCAUUAUGUUUGUGUUAUGUGUUAAAUGUAUGUGUUUGGCCUUAAUAAGGGGGAUGUUUAUGGUGUUAAUGCAUUCCUGGACAUAUCAGGGUUUUGUGUUGGAUAUCGGAGUUUUAUCUUUAUUAUUACGAUGUAAUAUUUAUUCCGUAAAUACACAAGUCCCUGUAUGAGUUAUUGAUGCAAGUCACUGUGAAUUUGCCAUUGUGUUAUGUGUAGUUAUUUCAACAACUGAUAUAAUUUAGCAAAUAUUAUGAAUGCGCAACAAAUAGAUCAAUAUCAGUAACCUGGUAAUAUUUUGCAUUUUUGAGAAGAAUUUGGGUUCUGAAGUUUGGGUCCCCCGAUAUCUUCUGUAUCAAAAACAUAACCCCUACAGGGACUUGUAUUUUUCAUUAUCCUCCUUCAUUUGGUUAUUGCAAUACAUGUACAUUAAUAACAUAGUCAUCCCCCAACACAGAUAGGCUAGCUAAAAAGAAAAUGACAAAGUUUCUGUGCCCUAAUUAGAUAAACUGUUACAUUAUUGUUAGCCUGUUCUGGCAUUGUUUGAUUUUUUGUUUUGAAUUGUGCAUACAUCCAUACAUAUAUAUUAUGUUAUAUUAAUAUUAUAUGAUAUAUAUAAACAAAGUGCUAAAUAUUAGCCAGAAGUUAGAUAUGUAUAUAAGAAAUCCUUGAAGUCUGUGACUGUGAUAAAGGGAGGUUAUUGGGCACGUUUUUGUUAGUAUUCUAGUUGUUAGUGGAGCGGUUGUUGACAAGAUGAUGUUCCUACAUUUGUUUUGUUGUAGAGUGUAAAAUUUUAACCAAGACAUUUAUUUGUGGACAAGUUACAUGUUUAUAACUUUGUCUGAAGUUUAAUUGCUAUACUAGAUUUUGAAAGUCUGGCAGUGACUUUCUUAUCUGAAUGUAUCUGUUGUCUGCCCAAGAGUUUUGUGUAUGAAUUUAUUUCAAAUUUCAUUAAAACCUUUAUCCUCUUCAGUACAUAUAUUGACUAUAUGCAUACUCUUCAGUACGUAUAUUAACUGUGCUAGUGUUAAGAUUUUUCACUUUUUUUUUAUCUCUAUAUAUGCAUUGAUCUAUUACAGUCAAUUUCUGCAUUUAAAGUUUUUUAUGAAAAAUAAUGCUGUAGUAAAUGUCAGAGUACUCUUUGUAUAAAUCUUUAUUUGUUGGGUCAUAUCAGAGAAAUUCCAUAUUAUCUAUUUAACAAUAAUAUGCAAGUAUCUCAAUUCCAUAAUCUAUAAUCCCUACGAUCUCAUUCUAAAAUAAGUUCCCAUAGAUAAUAUAUGUUUCAAUAAUGUAAUCAAAUUGCUGUUUCAUAUUGAUAAUUAAAUUACCUCAUGACACUGCCAGGUUCUAUAGGUCAGUCCCUUCAUUUUUAUUGUCCCUUCAGCAAACUUAUACAUUUUGUAUUGCUGAGAAGACACACAUGUCAAUUCAUAACCCAAGAGUACUAUGUUUGUGUCUUUAUGAAAUACCAAGGUCACUGUUAAAUGUUAAAAGGUCAAACUGCAUUCCUGUCCUAGUCGUAACUUACUUUGAUGCAGUAAUAGCAAACUGCUCCCUUUACAGUUGAGAAGUAAAUAAUGGUUAAGUGUAUGGGAAUUUUGUUCUCCUCAAAGUAGAAAAUACAAUGAUUUUACAAGAAUUCUUAAAAUGUGUUUUUAUUCCCAUUACAAUUUUCAACUUGAAAUGUAAUUUAGUGAAAUGUGUGAUUUGUUUUAUUAUUCACAACCAUGACAUUGUGAUUUGUUACUUAAUUUUAUUAUUUAUUUUACGUUUGUUGUGUGUACAUAGUAUUUGUUAAGAUUACAUAUGAGAAAUAGACCUCCUUGUAUAUCAAAUGAGAAAUAGACCUCCAUGUAUAACAAAUGAGAAAUAGACCUCCAUGUAUAUCAAAUGAGAAAUAGACCUCCUUGUAUAUCAAAUGAGAAAUAGACCUUCUUGUAUAACAAAUGAGAAAUAGACCUUCUUGUAUAACAAAUGAGAAAUAGACCUCCAUGUAUAACAAAUGAGAAAUAGACCUUCUUGUAUAACAAAUGAGAAAUAGACCUCCAUGUACAGUGUAUAUCAAAUGAGAAAUAGACCUCCUUGUAUAUCAAAUGAGAAAUAGACCUUCUUGUAUAACAAAUGAGAAAUAGACCUUCUUGUAUAACAAAUGAGAAAUAGACCUUCUUGUAUAACAAAUGAGAAAUAGACCUUCUUGUAUAACAAAUGAGAAAUAGACCUUCUUGUAUAACAAAUGAGAAAUAGACCUCCUAGUAUAACAAAUGAGAAAUAGACUUCCUUGUAUAAGUUCAGGCUGAUUUGGUUAUCAGGUUGAAAUGGUCCUAGUGGCACAGAAAUUCUCAAGGACAGAAACCAACCCUGAAAUUGAUAGGCAGAGAUUCAAGUAUGAACUGUCACAAGAGUACACAAUGUAGUGUGAACGAACUGGGGAUGUGAUAAUCCACAUCUCUACCUCCUGUGCCAAGGAAACAUGCUCUGUCAGCAGAGUGACAAAAGACCGGGUUUAACACUAUAUGUACAUGCCAUACUGACGUGUUCCUUUUACACUACUCCAUUUUUCUUGAGAUUUCCCAAUAUCAGUCCCAGUUUCUCAUUUGGAGCCUUUGGAAUGGUCAACGGCACCAAAUGUAACAAGAAAUCCAGCAUUGUGCCUCCACCAGAGAUCGAACUCGCAACCCUCGGCUUGGUGGACCUCCCUCUACAUAUUAAGCUGAAGGGAAAUUCUCCCUUGCGCAAAGCUAGAAGGCGACUGUAUCACUAUGUACAAUUAAAACCCUGCCACACUAUACAUCAACUAUAAUCGGGGCACAUAUGGCUAAAGAGGAUGUUUAUUACCAGUAAGGUAAAUCAAAACUAAGUAAUUGGCUAAAGAGGAUGUUUAUUACCAGUAAGAUAAAUCAAAACUAAGUAAUUGGCUAAAGAGGAUGUUUAUUACCAGUUAGGUAAAUCAAAACUAACUUAUUGGUUGAGAGGAUGUUUAUUACCAGUUAGGUACAGUAAAUCAAAACUAAGUUAUUGGCUAAAGAGGAUGUUUAUUACCAGUUAGGUAAAUAAAAACUAAGUUAUUGGCUAAAGAGGAUAUUUAUUACCAGUUCGGUAAAUCAAAACUAAGUUAUUGGCUAAAGAGGAUGUUUAUUACCAGUAAGGUAAAUCAAAACUAAGUUAUUGGCUAAAGAGGAUGUUUAUUACCAGUUAGGUUAAUCAAAACUAAGUUAUUGACUAAAGAGGAUGUUUAUUACCAGUAAGGUAAAUCAAAACUAAGUUAUUGGCUAAAGAGGAUGUUUAUUACCAGUUAGGUAAAUCAAAACUAAGUUAUUGGCUAAAGAGGAUGUUUAUUACCGGUAAGGUAAAUCAAAACUAAGUUAUUGGCUAAAGAGGAUGUUUAUUACCAGUUAGGUAAAUCAAAACUAAGUUAUUGGCUAAAGAGGAUGUUUAUUACCGGUUAAGUAAAUUAAAACUAAUUUAUUGGUUGAGAGGAUAUUUAUGACCAGUUAGGUAAAUCAAAACUAAGUUAUUGGCUAAAGAGGAUGUUUGUUACCAGUUAGGUAAAUUAAAAUUAUUGAUAUUGAAAUGUUUAAGGGUGGCAUUAACACAUUCCCAUUAAGGAUUCCAAAGUUGUUCUUUUUUGAGACUUAGAUCAGUUUGGUGUAAAUAGUCUAGUAAUAUAAUUUAUUAACAAAAAGAUUGUUAGGAUGGAGGAUUCAUUGGAGAGAAUUUCCAUUAUUUCUAUACCUGCUUAAAGAAUCGGUCAUUACUUACAACAAAAAAAUGUUUUGUCAGCUUUUGAAAAUAAAUUAUAUAAAUUAAUCUUUAAAGCAUGUAGUCAAUAAAUUAGCAAUAAAAACAACCGUUUCAUAUUGGACCCUACACUAUACAUGACAAUUGUUCAGAGGUCAGUCUCAGUUAUGAUCUACAUGAUCCACAUGGUUCAGCUGCUUACCUUAUCAUCAGAAGUAACCAUGAUAAUCAUGCUUUAGGACUAGAAUUAUAUUUUUAAGCAGCUGCUUUGUGUUCCAUCAAUUCUUCCCAGCAUUAUGAAAGGAUGAAUGAAAAGGAAGCCCAAAAUGAUUAGUUAUACACUGCCUCUGAUGAUAGUUCUAGACCCAGUUUCAUCAAUUUUCCUAUAAGGACGAUCUUGAGCUUAAAAUUUACUAAUGGAAAGCUUAUAAAUGACUUCUCUAAUAUCCAAUGCUUUCCAAGGGAAAAUUUCAAGUUAACCAUGGCCAGGUAUGCAAGAUUCUCUUCAUUGAUCACCUUAACGAUGUAGAAUAAAUUAGUGACAAGAAGGGAGGAUACUGUACAUUUAAUGCAAAUACAUAUAUGUAUUACAUUUGUACAUACCUGGUCUGUACUUUUGAAAUAGUAAUAGUAAGUGUUGCAGUGCUGUAGAUAUCAGCAAUAAUUCACUGAUAAAUCCCGAGACAAUUCAAUACUUGCUGCCAUAGAUCAAAAACCAUAAUCACAGUGCCAAUGUCAGAUUGUCCAAAUCACGUUGCCAAUGUCAGAUUGUCAGUGACGUUUUUUGUUAUGUUUAAUGUAAAUAUUUGUUUGAUUAGUAAGUUUGCUUAUUACUGUUUUUCACAACGAAUAUGAGGAUGCUAGUAUACAAUUCAGUGAGCAAUGCAAUGGUGAGCAUUCGCCUGCUAAUGAUGGUCUUUGUCAUUAGAGUAUGUGCCAACAUUUAAUUUGUAACUACCAGAUCAAGUUCAUUGCUUGUAUACAUUUGUGGGGAACAGUCAACUCUGUGUUUCCUCUUUGACUAGUGAUAAAGCUUGGCUUUGCACACAUCUAGUUGUGAAAUUUAAGCAUUGGGGUUUCACCUUUCAGAACAAGCCGAGUGUCCAUAUAACCUUAGGCUUGCAAAGGAAAAAGUAAUGAAAUUCACUGGAAAACCCCUAUUAUUUCAGCCAUUGACCGAAGCGGAGUAAAAGUGAUUUUUGAUAAUUUUAUCAUUAUACAUUUUACAGCAUUUGACAUAACUGUAAAGAAAUAAACGUUGUUUUGUUUGUCCAAAUGUGUUAAGAAUGUUGGCCUAAAUGGUACCUUUUUUUUUAAUUUUCACAUACUGCCAAUUGUACUUUUCUUGAUUGUUCACAUACAUGUCAAUAUUUGUAUAAUACAAAUCACUGUGCAAGUCAGUUUGGUAUUUUGAAACACUUUCUACACCUUAUCAUUAGGACAGUAGUUGUUUUAAAUGUAACGUUGUACCAGUGCAAUAGAAAAAACAUUACAGCAAAAUGAAGCACAGGGACUUGUUACAGAUCUGGAUGUUCUUUUUACUUAUAAUACUAAGUUAUAUUACACAUCUGUGCCAAGUCCCUGUGAAACAGGAAACAUUCCCGACAUCAAUCUUUGGUAGUUUUGCUAAGGUGAACACUUCUAACAUAAUUACAAUGUAAAUAGCCAAAAUGAAUUUGACAUAUCUGACCAGCAUAACCGGAUAAUUUAGUAGAUACGACAAAGUGAUGUCAUAUUGGUCUUAAACAAGGAAACCAGUAUUCUAAGACUGGUUGGUUGAAUUAUAUGUCUUGGAAUAUUUUUUAUCUGGAAGUUCAUAUUCAGGUAAUUAUUCUCACUCAUGAAGGAAUUAUGUGCUCAGUCCAAUCUAAAUUUCUUGAAACUUGUUGAAAUCAUUGAAAAUGGUGUUUGGCUCAAGUCUUUCCAAAUCAUUUAAAAACUGAAAUUUCAUGAAUCCAGAAUAAAUUGGCGAGACUUCAAUGCCAGACUAUUUCUGCUUGUUGAGAUUUUCAGAACCUGGUGAUUUAUGCAAUACUUGCUUUUGAAUGUAAUAAACUGGAGUGCCAGAGAACAAGUAUACUGGUCUGUGAAGUUUAUCGAGCAAGUAUCUUGGCUGUAGAUCUUCAUAGAACAUUGCAGCAAUCAAAAUAAUUGUCUCUUCAAAUUUCCAGACCCGUUUCGUUUUAUGCAUGCAUAUUAAUUUUCAUGAAGAAUUUAAAUUGACUUUGUCAAUCUUUGUAUUUUUAUAUCCAAUUCCCAAAAAUUUAAUAAUAAAUUUCUCCUUUCUUUUAAUAA
Messenger RNA from Pecten maximus, 9836 nucleotides. RefSeq names its product H(+)/Cl(-) exchange transporter 7-like. Gene Ontology annotation, biological process: chloride transport; transmembrane transport. The record is from RefSeq and is a predicted model, not a curated record. Bases 198 to 2708 code for a protein of 836 amino acids. The transcript is spliced from 24 exons. Lineage: Eukaryota; Metazoa; Mollusca; Bivalvia; Pectinida; Pectinidae. Gene Ontology annotation, molecular function: voltage-gated chloride channel activity. Gene Ontology annotation, cellular component: intracellular membrane-bounded organelle; lysosomal membrane.